AAUGUGAUCAUUUUACCUUACCAACAAAAUUGGGGUUUUCAAACCGGAAGAAAUGUCUCUCGACAAUCGGCGAGAUAGGAAGAAGGCCAACGGAGAGUAGAUAGAGAAGGGUUUCUUGGUGCAUUUCGCUUCUGGGUUUUUGUGGGGGUAAUACCCAGGAUAGACACGUUGUAGACAUCACGGCUAUACACAGAGUUUCUCGGCUUCUCACACAUGUCCGGGCUGUACGACGCAAGGGUUGUGUGAUCGAGAGCAACCCUUCGCCGCACGGCGGGCGUGGUGCCUUGCCUUCUGAAGGAGGCAGCCCUUCCGAUCUCCUCUUUCUCGCUGGUGGCGGUUUCUUUUCCUUCUCCGUUUGCUUUUAGGUUUAAUAGGGUCUUUGUAUAAGCUAUAUAAAAGAAUUGUUAUAGAAAAGUUUAGAUCUGUGUUGAGAAUAUACAAAACUUCCUAAGAAAAAGAGGGAAAAGGUUGUUGUUGUUGUUAUUGUUGUUCAGCUAGUGGGUUCUUGGUGAGUUGUUUGAAUUGUUGUUGAAAGAAAUUAGCAAAAUGAUGCUUAAAAUCAAGAGGGUGCCCACUGUUGUUUCGAAUUACCAGAAAGAGGAGGCGGAAGGGAGCACUCGCCGGAAUGAUGGAUGUGGCAAGAAUUGCCUCCGGGAGUGUUGCAUUCAAGGAGCGAAACUUCCUUUAUAUGCCUUCAAGAGGGUGAAUAAUAUUGGAAGUGGUAUGAAUGUGCUUGAAAAUGAGAACAAGGAGCCUCCAGUUGCUUUUCUUGACUCACUCCUUCUUGGGGAGUGGGAGGAUCGCAUGCAAAGAGGACUCUUUCGCUAUGAUGUAACUGCCUGUGAGACCAAGGUGAUUCCUGGUGAAUAUGGCUUUAUUGCCCAGCUGAAUGAGGGGCGUCACCUUAAGAAGAGGCCAACUGAGUUCCGUGUUGAUAAGGUUCUCCAACCUUUUGAUGGGAACAAAUUCAACUUCACUAAAGUUGGACAAGAAGAGGUGCUCUUCCAGUUUGAAGCAAGUGAAGAUGGUGAAGCUCAGUUCUUCCCGGAUGCUCCCAUUGACACUGAGAAUUCUCCAAGUGUGGUUGCCAUCAAUGUCAGUCCUAUUGAAUAUGGACAUGUAUUGUUGAUCCCUCGAGUUCUGGAGUGCUUGCCCCAGAGGAUCGACCAUGAGAGCUUCUUACUUGCUCUUUACAUGGCAGCUGAGGCUGGGAAUCCAUACUUCAGAUUGGGCUACAAUAGCUUGGGUGCAUUUGCUACAAUCAACCACCUGCACUUCCAGGCCUAUUAUUUGGGAGUGCCCUUUCCUAUAGAGAAAGCUGCCACCAAGAAGAUAACCACUUUGAAAGAUGGGGUGGUGAUCUCUGAGCUUUUGAACUAUCCAGUCAGGGGUCUCGUCUUUGAGGGUGGUAAUACUGUGCAAGACUUUGCCAAUACUGUCUCUGAUGCGUGCAUCUGCCUUCAAGAGAACAACAUACCCUACAAUGUGCUCAUCUCUGAUUGUGGAAAGCGGAUCUUUCUCGUACCACAGUGCUAUGCUGAGAAACAAGCUCUUGGGGAAGUGAGCCUGGAGCUUCUGGACACUCAGGUGAAUCCAGCUGUGUGGGAAAUUAGUGGCCAUAUGGUUUUGAAAAGGAAAAAGGACUAUGUAGAGGCAUCUGAGGAAAAUGCUUGGAGGCUCCUCGCAGAGGUUUCUCUUUCUGAUGAGAGGUUCCGGGAAGUGAAUGCACUAAUAUUUGAAGCAAUUUCUUGUGGUAACAAUGAUGAUGUUAUUCAGCACCUGCCUGAAGAGCCUGAUGUUGAAGCUCAAUCUCCAGAGGAAGUAGAUGCCAUCAACAGAAGCUCCCACCAAUCCGUGGUGGCUGGGGCACCUGAAUGCCUUGUUCUGCAGUAACAAUGCAUUUGAUGGAUGUGGAAACCACAGUGAGAUUCUGGUUGUGUGUCUAGUAGCAUUGAUGUCUGGUAUUUGCUAUUGUUGAACAUUAUUAUGCCGGUAGGCUAAAUAAGCAAACUGAGUUUGCAUUGCUGUGAUGCGUCUGUGUACUCUAUUACUCUUUAUAUUGGCGUGUCAGUUAUGGGAUUGUGUAAAAUAACAUGAAUUGUUGUUGGCUGUUAAGCCUCUUAUUAGUUUAUAUGAUUGCAUAUUAUGUCUAAAACUCUGUUUUGAACCAAAAACAAUAGUUUUGUUUUACCCCGGAUUGUCACGACAAUACAGGAUACCCAAAAUCGCUGCGGAGCAAGAAGGGAAAUUUACACUGCAAUUCGCUUCAAAUUUUGCGACUUUCAGAUAUAUCGGUAAGAAAUAGGUUCGUACCUU
Molecule: messenger RNA, 2316 nt
Organism: Rubroshorea leprosula
Lineage: Eukaryota; Viridiplantae; Streptophyta; Magnoliopsida; Malvales; Dipterocarpaceae
Source: the annotation of a GenBank genome assembly